Procambarus clarkii (red swamp crayfish) is the source of this 4110-nucleotide messenger RNA. It is a transcript of the gene Polr2B, whose product is annotated as RNA polymerase II subunit RpII140. Gene Ontology annotation, cellular component: RNA polymerase II, core complex. The record is from RefSeq and is a predicted model, not a curated record. Gene Ontology annotation, molecular function: ribonucleoside binding; DNA binding. Lineage: Eukaryota; Metazoa; Arthropoda; Malacostraca; Decapoda; Cambaridae. Gene Ontology annotation, biological process: DNA-templated transcription.
ACGGUCAUCAUUGUUGUGUUGAUGCUCGCAGCUGGGGCCGGGAGCUCCUGUGUCGCCCCUAAAUCAACAUAACACCACCUCCUGCCACACAGUUUGUCUCUGGGGGCACCAGUGACCUUGCAAGUAAGGCAAGAUGUUGGCCUACGCCGACAUUGACGAGGAUAUAGCCUAUGGUGAUGAAGAUGGAGAUGAAAUCUCUCCAGACAUCUGGCAGGAAGCCUGUUGGCUUGUUAUUUCCUCAUACUUUGAUGAGAAAGGUCUUGUUCGACAGCAACUUGACUCUUUUGAUGAGUUCAUUACCAUGACUAUCCAGAGGAUUGUUGAAGACUCUCAAGCUAUAGAUCUACAAGCUGAGGCUCAGCAUACAGGCGGUGAACUCGAGACUCCACCUCGUCACUUGCUGAAAUUUGAACAGAUUUACCUGAGCAAGCCCACAAACUGGGAGAAAGAUGGAUACAACUAUAGCAUGAUGCCCAAUGAAGCACGAUUAAGGAACCUCACCUACUCGUCUCCGCUCUAUGUUGACAUAGUAAAGACAGUCAUCAGGGAAGGGGAGAAGCCCAUAGAGCAAAAAGAAGAAAAGAUUUAUAUUGGUAAGAUCCCCAUUAUGUUGCGGUCUACAUACUGCUUGUUGAGUGGCCUGACUGACCGUGACCUUCACGAGGUUAACGAAUGUCCUCUUGAUCCUGGUGGCUAUUUUAUUAUCAACGGCUCAGAGAAAGUGCUGAUUGCCCAGGAGAAGAUGGCGACAAACACCGUGUACGUGUUCAGCAUGAAGGAUGGCAAAUAUGCUUACAAAUGCGAAAUCCGCUCCUGUAUUGAGCACUCUGCACGACCAGUAUCCACUCUUUGGAUCAACAUGAUGGCUAGGGGUGGAAGUAGUGCUAAAAAAUCUGCUAUUGGUCAGCGAAUCAUUGGUGUCCUGCCGUAUGUGAAGCAGGAAAUCCCAGUGAUGAUAGUGUUUCGUGCUUUAGGCUUUGUAGCAGAUCGAGAUAUUCUUGAACAUAUCAUCUAUGAUUUUGAUGAUCCAGAGAUGAUGGAAAUGGUAAAGCCAUCUCUGGACGAAGCCUUUGUGAUUCAGGAGCAGAAUGUUGCAUUGAACUUCAUUGGUGGACGCGGUGCUCGACCUGGUGUAACAAAAGAGAAGCGCAUAAAAUAUGCCCGUGAGAUUUUGCAGAAAGAAAUGUUACCUCACGUUGGUGUAUCAGAUUUUUGUGAGACAAAGAAGGCAUACUUUCUCGGGUACAUGGUUCACAGGCUUUUGCUUGCAGCUUUAGGUCGACGAGAGCUAGAUGAUCGUGAUCACUAUGGAAACAAGAGGCUAGAUUUGGCCGGUCCUCUCAUGGCCCUACUUUUCCGAGGGUUGUUCCGGAAUUUGAUGAAAGAAGUUCGUAUGCAUGCUCAGAAACUCUUGGAUAAAGGUCAAGAGUAUGGGUUGGAUGCUGCAGUUAAGCCCAAGCUCAUUACUGAUGGGCUGCGAUAUUCUCUGGCCACGGGCAACUGGGGAGAUCAGAAGAAGGCUCAUCAGGCCAGAGCUGGUGUCUCACAGGUGUUGAACCGACUGACUUUUGCAUCGACGUUGUCUCAUCUUCGGCGUGUCAAUUCUCCAAUUGGUCGAGAUGGUAAAUUGGCAAAACCUCGACAGCUGCACAACUCUCUGUGGGGAAUGAUAUGUCCUGCAGAAACACCGGAGGGAGCUGCUGUCGGCUUGGUGAAGAAUUUGGCUCUCAUGUCUUACAUCUCUGUAGGAUCCCAACCAGCCCCAAUCCUCGAGUUCUUGGAGGAGUGGUCUAUGGAAAACUUGGAGGAAAUAGCACCUUCUUCAAUUGAUGAUGCAACCAAAAUUUUUGUGAAUGGUUGUUGGGUUGGUAUUCAUCGUGACCCAGAACAACUGAUGAUGACGCUACGCAAGUUGAGACGUCAGAUGGAUAUCAUUGUAUCUGAGGUGUGUAUGGUAAGAGAUAUCAGGGACAGGGAGAUUCGUAUAUAUACAGAUGCUGGUCGUAUUUGCCGCCCUCUUCUGGUUGUAGAAAAUGGUAAACUGCUACUCAAAAAGAGACACAUUGACUUGCUUAAGGAAAGAGAAUAUAACAACUUCAGCUGGCAGGAUCUUGUAGCAAGUGGUGUGGUGGAGUACAUUGACUGCUCUGAAGAAGAGACAAUUAUGAUUGCCAUGUCCCUUGAGGACUUGGGUGUGGAAGAAGAGAAAACUUACUGUAAUACGUACACUCACUGCGAGAUCCACCCUGCUAUGGUGCUGGGUGUGUGCGCCUCCAUCAUCCCCUUCCCUGAUCACAACCAGUCCCCUCGUAACACUUACCAGAGUGCUAUGGGUAAGCAGGCAAUGGGUGUGUAUAUCACCAAUUUUCAUGUGCGGAUGGACACCCUGGCACAUGUGCUGUUCUAUCCUCAGAAGCCACUUGUUACUACACGUUCUAUGGAAUACUUGCGUUUCCGAGAAUUGCCUGCAGGCAUCAACUCUAUUGUCGGCAUUGCAUGCUAUACUGGUUAUAACCAAGAGGACUCUGUCAUUAUGAACCUCUCUACAGUAGAGCGUGGAUUCUUCCGAUCCUGCUUUUACCGUUCGUACAAAGAUGCAGAGACCAGACGCUCAGGCAUGCAAGAAGAGCAGAUGUUUGAGAAACCCUCGAGAGAUACCUGUCAAGGUAUGCGACAUGCUAUUUAUGACAAGCUGGAUGACGAUGGAAUUAUCUCGCCUGGUAUGCGUGUGUCUGGUGAUGAUGUCAUCAUUGGCAAAACCAUCACUCUGCCAGAAAAUGAGGAUGAAUUAGAAGGUCAAACAAGACGGUUCAGCAAGAGAGAUGCCAGUGUAUUUUUGAGGGGCUCAGAAACUGGUAUUGUGGACCAGGUCAUGUUGACUGUGAACGUAGAUGGUGAUCGUUUUACCAAGAUUCGUGUAAGGUCUGUACGCAUUCCCCAGAUUGGUGAUAAAUUUGCCUCCCGUCAUGGACAAAAGGGUACCUGUGGUAUUCAGUACAGGGUGGAGGAUAUGCCUUUUACAGUAGAAGGUAUAACUCCUGACAUCAUUAUUAAUCCUCAUGCCAUUCCCUCUCGAAUGACAAUUGGCCAUUUAAUUGAAGCUUUACAAGGAAAGCUUGGUGCCAACAAGGGUGAAAUUGGUGAUGCUACGCCCUUCAAUGAUGCCGUGAAUGUACAGAAAAUCUCCAAUUUGUUACAAGAGUAUGGCUACCACUUAAGAGGCAAUGAGAUUAUGUAUUGUGGUCACACUGGACGGAAGAUGAAUGCUCAGAUUUUCCUGACGCCUACAUAUUAUCAGCGUUUGAAGCAUAUGGUAGACGAUAAAAUCCAUUCCCGUGCAAGAGGGCCUGUGCAGAUCUUAGUAAGGCAGCCUAUGGAAGGUCGUGCAAGGGAAGGUGGCUUGCGAUUCGGUGAGAUGGAACGAGAUUGCCAGAUUGCUCAUGGCGCCGCACAGUUUCUCCGUGAACGUUUGUUUGAAGUCAGCGACCCAUAUUCUGUUCAUGUGUGCAACUUGUGUGGUCUUAUGGCUAUUGCUAAUUUACGCAACAAUACCUUUGAAUGUAAGGGAUGCCGCAAUAAAACUCAGAUAUCCCAAGUGCGUCUUCCCUAUGCUUGUAAAUUACUUUUCCAAGAAUUGAUGUCAAUGAACAUUGCUCCCAGGAUGAUGGUGAUGAAGUGAACAUGUUUUAAUUUUGGAAGUACAGUACAGUAAGGUAUGGUACAGUACAGUGGUACUGUACACAAAAUUAUGCAGUACAGUGGUACUGUACUGUACAGUACAGUAUGCACAAUUUUUUUAAAUUUAAGAGGAAAAUAUUUAUUUUAGUGGCUUACGGUAUUAAAGGUAAGCAAACUCUUACAUGGCGUUUUCUUUGUAAUGGAGUAUAGUACAGUACAUCCUUUUUUACAUUUUAUACCGAAUGGUACUGUACUUGUUUUUGUAUUUACCAUUUAAUAUUGGUGUAUUGUACCCUGUAUUAUAUUUCAUAGGUUUAAGAGUAUACAUCACAAUAGGACCUUGAUCAAGUUUGGGUGAUUGGCAGCUUCUUAUUGGUGUAUUAAAGUCAAAGUAUGUGUGCACUAAUUAUUGAAACAAAAACAUUUUUCAUC